This is a messenger RNA of Pieris napi, 1289 nucleotides long. RefSeq lists its product as uncharacterized. The coding region runs from base 84 to 761 and encodes 225 amino acids. The record is from RefSeq and is a predicted model, not a curated record. Lineage: Eukaryota; Metazoa; Arthropoda; Insecta; Lepidoptera; Pieridae. Gene Ontology annotation, biological process: neuron-neuron synaptic transmission; clustering of voltage-gated calcium channels; neuromuscular synaptic transmission. Gene Ontology annotation, cellular component: presynaptic membrane. The transcript has 4 exons.
ACCACGGAUUAUCAGAAUGCCAAGGCAGUGUUGAUAGCGCCGUAUUUGAUAGGCGUCGUGUUAAUCUUAGUUGUUCGCUCCACAUGCUACCACUGAUCGCCUCCUUACCGCGUAGUCACGAUGGAAAACACCCAACUUACAUAUUUACUACAAGAUUUCGGAAGAGUAAUCAGAAAACGGCUCUAUACAUACUGGACUGUUUGUUUUCUGUGACUGUGAUCGGGUCACUCGUGGUGGUCGUGUGGGGAGGUCUGUGGGGUGUGAUUGACAUUUACCUCUAUCCAGAUGAUGCUGUCAAAUCUUGCUGGAUGUCACUUAUAGUAGGUUACUCUAUGGUAUUUCUGACGUUUUCGCUGCAGGCGCCUUUGCAGUGGGUUGUCGCAAGACUUCAGGGAGCCCCAAGGCUGUUGAUCGCUGAUGUGUACUUCUUUCUUUCCUUCGCUUCCACGGUGAAUGUAUGGCGAGCAAUUUGGGGAUUUCUGGAUAUUUAUUUUUUGCCAGAUUCGCCUCUCUUAAGCAACUGGUCUUGCCACAUCGUAAGUCUGGCGUUGCUGAUUCUCUUAAAUUGUUCAAAUUCAAUUCUUGUACGAGGAGUUUAUAUAGACGCAGAGGAACCGGCGGGCGAAUGCGUCAUUUUCUCCUGCCACUACCUCCGACUCUUCUUUCAGAAGAAAAGAACAAAGCGACAUAAAGCUUUAGACCUUACGAAAAAAAUGGAGGAAGCCAGUGUGCCUUUGCAAACACCAGAAGAGAAAUUGUAGGCUGCCAUGGUUGUGUAAAACGUAUUAUUAUUUACCGAUAUUUUAUUACGAACAUAGUUCCGACAUAGUGUACUGAGAUUAACUACUAUAAUUUAAAGCCUGACGGACUACGUUUUUAACGAGAUCAAUGAAAUAACCUAAAACCUAAUUAUAUUAGUUUUCAUAAGCUGUUUAAUGAGAUUAAAUGGUUCCCACACAAAAUCAAUAUUUAAAUUUAAUUGAAAGUUGUACCCGUGUUUGUUUCCAUUGUCUUCGUAUAGUAAAAAUUACUAUGUAUAAAAAAACUUAUCGCUUGUAAUCGUCAAAUUAUUAUGACUGUAUACUCUUUUUAAAUUAUUUAAAAAGUUAUGAUGUAAUCUUUAUUUUGUUGUAGUUCGCUAUCGAUACAUUAAAUCGAUUAAUGAACACAAAAAUUGUUACCAAAUAUUAUCGUAAGGGUGUAUGUAUUUAUGCUAUGAGUAAAGAAAUCACGUUUGUCAUAAUUUCAUAAGUAAUUGACGUAAUGUUGGGCGAAUUAGAUAGAAAUAU